GAAUCACCCAUCGGAUCUGAUGUUUUCUUCGAUCCAGCUUCUUCCCACACCCGUAACCCUUAAAAACAAACAACUCCUCGGAUCCUCCGGUUGUAGCACAGAUUCUUCUGAAAGCCCUUUUCUUUUAUAAACAAAGGAGAGAGUCUUUUGGGUGUUGUUGGUGUGAUGGAUGAAUCAAACGAGAUCAUCCUGCAGAAAUCAAAGAGGCUGACAUCUGUCGUGUGGAACUACUUCGAGAGGGUGAGAAAGGCUGAUGUCUGCUACGCCGUUUGCAUCCAGUGCAACAAGAAGCUCAGCGGUUCCAGCAACAGCGGGACGACUCACCUCCGUAACCAUCUCAUGCGUUGUCUCAAAAGAACCAACCACGACAUGUCUCAGCUUCUGACUCCCAAGAGAAGAAAGAAGGAGAAUCCAGUGACUGUCGCCACUAUCGGUUUCGACGAGAGUGAGCCUAAGGACGGUUACAUUAGGCCUAAGUUUGAUCAGGAGCAACGUAGAGGGGAUGAGGUUGUUCUGAGCCGAGGAGGAAGCGGAGGAGGAGUAGGAGGAGGGAGGUUUAGUCAAGAAAGGAGCCUGGUCGAUCUUGCACGUAUGAUUAUAUUGCAUGGCUAUCCGUUAUCUAUGGUUGAUCACGUCGGCUUCAAAGUGUUCGCUAGGAAUCUCCAGCCGUUGUUUGAACCUGUGGGUAACAGCACUAUUGAGGAAACGUGUAUGGAGAUUUACAUCAGAGAGAAGCAGAGAGUGCAGCAUGCUCUGAGUAAUCUAUACGGUAAGAUCAAUCUCUCCGUGGAGAUGUGGUCUUCUAAAGACAAUGCUAACUACGUGUGUUUGGCCUCUCACUACAUCGAUGAGGAGUGGAGACUCCAGAGGAAUGUUCUCAACUUCAUCACGUUGGAUCCUUCUCACACGGAUGACAUGCUCUCUGAAGUAAUCAUCAGGUGUUUGAUGGAGUGGAGUCUCGAAACUAAGCUUUUCGCCGUUACGUUUGAUAGUUUCUCUGUUAAUGAUGAGAUUGUCAUGAGGAUUAAAGACCACAUGGCUCAGAGCAGCCAGGUCUUGAUCAACGGGCAGUUGUUCGAGCUGAGGUCCGCCGCUCAUCUUCUCAACGCUAUCGUCCAAGACUGCUUAGAAGCUAUGAGAGAUGUGAUCCAGAAGAUACGUGGAAGCGUCAGGUACGUCAAGAGCUCGCAGUCUACGCAAGCGAGGUUCAGCGAGAUCGCUCAGCUCGCGGGGAUCAACUCCGAGAAGAUCUUGGUUCUUGAUUCUCUCGAUAUAUGGAACUCCACUUACGAGAUGCUUGAAACCGUGCUCGAGUACAAGGGCGCGUUCUGCCAUCUGCGUGAUCACGACCAAGAGUUUGAUUCCUCCCUAACCGACGAGGAGUGGGAGUUGACAAGAUCCGUCACCAGCUAUCUGAAGCUCGUGUUCGAGAUAACCGCUGAUUUUUCAGGAAACAAGUGUCCAACAGCGAAUGUAUACUUCGCUGAGAUGUGUGACAUCCACAUCCAGCUGAUCGAGUGGUGCAAGAACCAGGACGGUUUCUUGAGCUCUCUAGCAGCGAAGAUGAAAGUUAAGUUCGAUGAGUAUUGGAACAAGUGCAGCCUCGUGCUAGCGAUCGCGGCUAUUUUAGAUCCAAGGUUCAAGAUGAAGCUGGUGGAGUAUUACUACUCCAAAAUCUACGGGAGCACGGCUCUUGACCGUAUCAAGGAAGUCUCUAACGGUGUCAAGGAGCUUCUCGAUGCGUACUCCAUCUGCUCAGCCAUCGGUGAUGACUCUUCCUUCUCUGGUGGCUCAGGGUUAGGUAGAGGUGGUGGCAUGGACAGUAGAGAUAGACUGAAAGGAUUCGACAAGUUUCUCCACGAGACUUCUCAGAACCAGAACACGACGUCGGAUUUGGAUAAGUACUUGUCUGAGCCUAUCUUUCCACGUAGCGGUGAGUUCAAUAUUUUGAACUACUGGAAGGUUCAUACGCCGAGGUACCCUGUUCUCUCUAUGAUGGCACGUGAUAUUCUUGGGACGCCUAUGUCGAUCCUUGGGGCUGCUGAUUCAGCGUUUAACUCGGGGAGACCGGUGGUCGAUGAGAGUAAGAGUUCGUUGAACCCUGAUAUUAGGCAAGCUUUGUUCUGUGCGCAUGAUUGGUUGUCCGCAGAGGCAGAAGAAGUUCAACCGUUGUCUAGACAAUAUGCUCAAGCUAUGUGAAGACAAACAACAAGUUCAAGAUGCAGGGUGAUCAGAUUAUUGGAUGUUGCUCAUAGUUGGAGGGUGGUGAAGAUGUGAGGACAUGAAGUACAGAGGUUUAAUAUAUAGUUUGCAAUUUCUUAUUUAUGCAUUAGAAAAUAUUUAGUUUAUGAGAGACAUUGUUACAUUCUUCUUGUAACAAAAAGAAUACUCUAGUUUAAACCAAAGGGAAAAAACUAUUUAAAUCA
Molecule: messenger RNA, 2426 nt
Organism: Raphanus sativus (radish)
Lineage: Eukaryota; Viridiplantae; Streptophyta; Magnoliopsida; Brassicales; Brassicaceae
Product: zinc finger BED domain-containing protein RICESLEEPER 1
Exons: 4
Coding region: 166-2199 (677 amino acids)
Molecular function (GO): protein dimerization activity; DNA binding
Source: RefSeq, a predicted model, not a curated record